Molecule: messenger RNA, 2952 nt
Organism: Trichogramma pretiosum
Lineage: Eukaryota; Metazoa; Arthropoda; Insecta; Hymenoptera; Trichogrammatidae
Product: pre-rRNA processing protein FTSJ3
Exons: 5
Coding region: 135-2828 (897 amino acids)
Biological process (GO): maturation of 5.8S rRNA from tricistronic rRNA transcript (SSU-rRNA, 5.8S rRNA, LSU-rRNA); rRNA methylation; maturation of LSU-rRNA from tricistronic rRNA transcript (SSU-rRNA, 5.8S rRNA, LSU-rRNA)
Cellular component (GO): preribosome, large subunit precursor; nucleus; nucleolus
Molecular function (GO): rRNA (guanine) methyltransferase activity; rRNA (uridine-2'-O-ribose)-methyltransferase activity
Source: RefSeq, a predicted model, not a curated record
AAAAUUUCAACUAACCUCGCAAGUCGCACAUGUGCGUUGUGCUCCCUGUUAUACUCGUGGAUCCAGCACGUUCGUGUGCUUGGGAUAGAAGGAGUUACAAUUUUAUACAGUUUUAAAUAAAAUAAUUUAUAACAAUGGGUAAAAAGGCUAAAAUUGGAAAGCAGCGUCGUGAUAAAUAUUAUCACUUAGCUAAAGAGACAGGUUACAGAUCUCGUGCUGCAUUCAAGUUGAUUCAGCUGGAAAGAAAAUUUGAGUUCUUGAAAAGAGCUAAAGUAUGCAUAGAUUUGUGCGCUGCCCCAGGAGGAUGGAUGCAAGUAGCUCAUGAACAUAUGCCAAUGUCAAGUAUUGUUGUUGGAGUAGAUUUAUUCCCAAUCAAACCUGUACCAGGAUGUAUCUCAAUAGUAGGGGAUAUCACUGUUGAUAAAACCAGAGUAGAAAUAUCUAGAGAACUUAAAACCUGGAAGGCUGAUGUUGUGCUUAACGAUGGUGCACCAAAUGUUGGUCAAAAUUGGUUGCAUGAUGCUUAUCAACAAUCUACUUUAACCCUUUCUGCUUUGAAAUUGGCCACUAGUUUUUUGAGAAAGGGAGGAUGGUUUGUCACAAAGGUUUUCAGGUCUAAAGAUUACUUAGCUCUUGUGCACAAUUUCAAGCAACUCUUUCAAAAGGUUCAUGCCACAAAGCCCUCAGCAUCACGUAAUGAAUCUGCUGAAAUUUUUGUUGUUUGCCAAGGUUAUAUUGGUACACCCAAAGUUGAUCCCAAAUUGCUGGAUCCAAAAUAUGUAUUUGCAGAAGCUGAAGAAGACCUUAGGCAUAAAUAUAACAUUUAUGCACCAGAAAAGCAAAAGAAAGCCAAAGCAAUUGGUUAUGAAGAUGGAGAUUAUACUCAGUUUCACAAAGUUUCUGUUAAAGAUUAUAUUGCUGGGUCAAGUGCAGUCGAAACACUUCAGUAUGCUUCACAAAUUGCCAUUGACGAUGAAAGAAUCUUGAACCAUCCAAAAACAACAACAGAAAUCAAAGAAUGUUGUAAAGACAUUAAAGUUUUGGGUAAAAAAGAUAUGAAAAAUCUUAUGGCUUGGUGGAAAGCAAUGAAAGCUGAGUUUGGAGAAAAAAAAGUUAUAGCUGAACCAGAUACAGUUGAAGAAAUAGAGCCCAAAACUCAAGAAGAAUUGGAAGAUGAGGAAGAUGAACAAAUUACACAAGAAAUAGAAAAAAUCAAAAAAGAAAAAGCCAAGGAACUGAAAAAAAAGAAAAAGAAAGAGCGCGAAGAAAGAGUCAAGCUCAAUAAAGCUAUGAAUUUAGAAAUGGUUCACAAAGGAGAUCCAGGAAUUGUAAUGGAAGCUGAUGAUAUGUUUUCACUGGAACAAAUUAAAUCUGCUACCCAGUUGGCUCAAGUGACUGAUCAAGCUCCUGAUAUGUUAGCAGUAAGUGAUGAAGAGAGUGAGGACGAUGAAAAAGUUUUACCAAAAUAUGUUAAGUAUGAAAAAGAUUCAGGACACUUGGAUAGCAAAGGAUUAUUUUAUAAAGAUGAUGAAAGUGAUUUGGAAUUUGAUGAAAAUGAUGAUGACAGUGAUAAAGAAGACGAUGAUGAUGGUUUUGGUACUGAUACUGAAAAUGAUGUAAAAGAAGAAGAAGACGAAGAAGAAGAAGAGGAAGAUAUUGAAAUGGAAGUGGAUGAUGAUGAAGAAGAAGAAGAAGAUAAUAAAGAGGAAGAACACCCUCUAAUUACAGAUUUGGAUUACAGAGAUCUGAGCACUAAAAAAUUAGCAAAAAUUAACAUGUUUUUUGAAAGAGAUAAUUUUAAAGAUUCUAGUGACGAAGAAUUAGUGGAAGAUAUGGACAUUGAUAGAAUGGUCGAUGUAUACAAAAAAAAAGGAGGAAAAAUUAUUGGUGAUGACAAAGAUUCCUCCCAAAAAAAUAAAAAAUCUGGAAAGUCGAAAUAUCAGAGUGAUGAUGAAGUAUCUGAUAAUGAUUCUGAUUAUAAUGUCGAUGAAGAAGUAGGUAGAGAUAUCAAAUCUUCCAAAAACAAAGCAAAGAACAAGAAAGUUGGUGGCAAAGAUGGAUUUGAGAUAGUGUCCAAAGAAUCAGCAGCAAAAUCACAAGUUAAAAAACGAAAACUGACGCCAGAGGACUUGGCACUAGGAACUAUGAUUGCUCAGGGCAAGAAAGCUCGCAGAGACAUCACUGAUGCUGCUUGGAAUAGAUAUGCUUUCAAUGAUGAUCACUUACCAGAUUGGUUUGUGGAAGAUGAGCAAAAGCAUAUGAAAAAGGAAAUAGAGAUCCCAGAAGAAAUACUUGAGGAUUGCAAGUCGCGAACGAAAGGUAUCAAUGUGAGGACCUCUAAAAAAGUCAUGGAAGCAAAGGCUCGUAAGAAGAAGCGAGCAUUGAUGAAAAUGAAUAGCGCAAAGAAGAGGGUUGAAAAUGUUAUGGAGAAUGUAGAAUUAAGCGAACGCGAAAAAGCUAGACAAGUGAAAAAUAUCUACAAAAAAGCUACGCAAGAACCGAAGAAGAAAGUCACUUACGUCGUCUCUAAAAAGCACAGUGCACAAAAACGCGUUUCUCGACCUCGCGGUGUUAAAGGACCUUACAAAGUCGUUGAUCCUAGGAUGAAAAAGGAUCUGCGUGCUGCAAAAAAUAAAGAAAAGACAAAAGGUCGCGGGAAGAGAGCGCCGCCACCAGGUCGUGGCAGAAAAAAUGCGUCCGGAGGUCGGGACAAAAACAGCCGAAAUGAAAGGAGAUCACAGGCAGAAACUGGUGGUAGCCAUUCAAAGGGUACCAGAGUCAGAGGUGGCAAGGGUAAAGGUGGUGGCAAAGCCCCAAAAAGGCGCUAAACUUAGACCACAAUUAAUUAUGUUAAAAAUGCUUAGCUAAUAAAAUUAUUUUUACUAUUUGUUUAUACUACAUUGGUAUUAUUACCAAUCAUCUGUAAAUAAAAUUUAAAAAGUUAAAACUUGA